AUUCAUUUUAACUGUUGGCAUUUUGUAACAUUUCUGUUUGAUGAAGAUUGUUUUGGGUUGUGAUUAAAGAUGAGGUUAACGGCGUUUCUUUUAAAGAGAAAACUUCCUCGAGGUCACAUUUUUAGAGGGAAGUACAGAUUGGUGAAGCAAGUUGAUGCGAAAGGAAGGGCAGACCUUAGACAUGCCUAUGCCAUAGAGGAACAAAACAUGUUUUACCUACGACACCCUUACCUCUCUGUGGAGCAGUCGCGGGGCCACGCCGCGGCCCUCGGCAAGCCCCAGGAGUGGCUGGACAGGUUCCGGCAGAUCCGCACCAGGCCGUGGCGAGAGUCCGUCACCCUGGAGGAGCGCCUCGCCCACUUGCGCUGCAAGGAGGCCUGGGACUAGUCUCGCCGUUACCCUGCGUGUACUUGGACCGCAUUCAAAUAUUGAGACCAGCACAUUUUUCAUUUCAGAGAACAGGCUAUAUUUAGAAAAUAAAACAAUACGGUGUUACAUAAAUGCAA
Bacillus rossius redtenbacheri is the source of this 506-nucleotide messenger RNA. Its product is annotated as large ribosomal subunit protein mL63. Gene Ontology annotation, biological process: mitochondrial translation. The transcript has 3 exons. Bases 70 to 387 code for a protein of 105 amino acids. Gene Ontology annotation, cellular component: mitochondrial ribosome. Gene Ontology annotation, molecular function: structural constituent of ribosome. The record is from RefSeq and is a predicted model, not a curated record. NCBI's taxonomy places the organism in Eukaryota, Metazoa, Arthropoda, Insecta, Phasmatodea, Bacillidae.